Messenger RNA from Penicillium olsonii, 1650 nucleotides. NCBI's taxonomy places the organism in Eukaryota, Fungi, Ascomycota, Eurotiomycetes, Eurotiales, Aspergillaceae. The record is from the annotation of a GenBank genome assembly.
AUGGAUUCAACACGGAAGUCGUCUGCUGAUUUCGCAGCUUCAGUGAAACAUGACGAGGUUGCCGAGGAUGGAUUGAAGAAGUCCGACGCAGCUUGUGAUGCCCAGACUAUGGGCCAGGGAACCAGUGGGUACGAACACCUGGGAAUCCUUGAAACCAUCAAAACAUUCAAGAUCUGCACUCUCGUGUGCUUUGCAAUGGCCUUCAGUGCGGCGUGCGAUGGAUACCAGAUUGGAAUCAAUGCCAGCAUCAUUGCCAAUUCUGGCUUUGUGCACCGUUUUGCCACAAGCGUUGGUAAGACGGGAGAGCCUGCCCUCGAAUCACCUAUACUCAGUGGCUGGAGCUCGAUCAUGUCCUGCGGCCAAAUUGUUGGGAUGACGACAAUUCCAUUUCUGUCUAGCAGAUAUGGCAGAAAGAUUGCUAUGUUUGCCUUCUGGGUCGUUCUAGUGGCCAGCGUGCUUGCCGAGAGCCUCGCGAGGUCAUGGCAAGUCUGGCUGGUGGGCAAGCUUCUGGCUGGGAUUGGAGUGGGAUGCCUGCAAUCAACCAUACCGACUUAUAUCUCGGAAGUGGCACCUGUUCGAGUCCGUGGAGGGUUAUUGAUGUGUUACAGCUUCUGGUGGUCCCUGGGUUCAUUUUUCGCUCAGAUCGCUCUCCAACACUUGUCCGUAUCUGACCCGACUGAUUACUUGACCCCCAUUUACACCCAGUGGGCUCAGAUAGGGCUGAUGUUUUUGAUCUACAUCUUUGUCCCAGAAUCUCCUGCUUGGUGCGUGAAUGCUGGCAAGGUUGAUCGAGCCAAGCGGGAACUCCUGAAGCUCAAUCGGGGGGUACCGGACUACGACUUGGAGCGUCAAUAUCAAAUCUUGGCUAUGGCUAUUGAGCAUGAAAACGCAGUUGCGGCUGAGCAGCGUCAAGAGCACUGGUACGGUAUUUUCCAGGGUACUAAUGGACUUCGCACCGUGAUAUCCUGCUGGACCAACCUCACUCAGCAGUUGAUUGGUCUCAGCCUCUUUGGCACAUUUGGGACAUAUUUCUUCCAGCAGGCUGGAUUAGCCGAUCCUUUCAAAAUUAAGGUAAUCACGACUUCGAUUCAAAUUGCAACAGUCCUCUUCAUUAUCACAAUUGCCGACCGUGUCGGAAGAAGACUACUCGCUUGCUCGGGAACUACACUCUGCUGGGUGUCAUGCGUGGCGAUCGGUAUCAUUGGGGUUUGCCCUCAGGUGAAAGCAUCGACAUAUGUUUUUAUUCUUUUCGCCUGCUUAUGGAAUUGCGGAUUGGCUACCAACGGCGCGACUGGCUGGGGUUAUAUUGGAGAGAUAUCAUCCCAGCGCCUACGGCCUUAUACUGCUGGCUUUGGAGCGGCUGUAACUUGUGUCGCCGGCGUUGUGAUGAACGUCCUUGUUCCAUACAUGACAAACGCCAACAAAUGGAACUGGAACUUGAAGACAGGCUGGUUCUAUGCCGGCAUCGGGCUUCCUUUUGUUGUUGGCAUGUGGUUGCUCAUUCCUGAAACUGCUGGACGGUCUGCUGCUGAAUUGGAUGAAUUAUUCGAGCGGAAGAUCAAGCCCUGGCGAUUCCACAAGACUGAAACAGCUACCCAGCGUCUUGUUCAAUUCAAUCAAUUGGAGGCAGAAGUACGAGAGACAAAGUGA